Moneuplotes crassus is the source of this 7240-nucleotide messenger RNA. NCBI's taxonomy places the organism in Eukaryota, Ciliophora, Spirotrichea, Euplotida, Euplotidae. The record is from the annotation of a GenBank genome assembly.
UAAAAAUCUUGAGUGAAACAAUGGAUGGCAAAAAUCAAGAUGAUCCUGGCGCUACAGGGCCUCCUCCAGGUCUUGUCCCACCAAGGACAAACACCAAUGCAGAAAAGCAAGAGGAAGAAAUUAUUGAUACCUCAACAGCUUUGAAUAAGAAGGGAAAACAAUUUCCCUCCGGAAAUCCAAGAAAUGUUGGAUCUAGUGAACCCUCCCUUGACCUCAGACCUCCGGUCAAAGGUGGACAGACCUCUGGUGAUAAUUUCAACAUGGAUCUGAGCCACUUAGUCCUCCCAGAAAAUAUCUUAAAAGAGAAAGUUAAAAAGUGGAGGCAUGUCAACACAAAAAGAUAUAAUGAGAAGAGGAAGUUUGGAUACGUUGACAAUCAGAAGGAGAUGCUCCCUCCAGAAGUUUACAGAAAAAUCGUCAAGGAUCAUGGAGACAUGUCCUCAAAGAAAUUCAGGCAAGAUAAGAGAGUUUACCUCGGGGCUCUCAAGUAUAUCCCUCAUGCUGUGUUUAAACUGUUGGAGAACAUGCCAAUGCCUUGGGAGGAAGUCAGAUACUGUAAAAUACUCUAUCACAUUACUGGAGCUAUCACCUUUGUUAAUGAGGUCCCUAAAGUCAUUGAGCCAGUGUAUGUAGCUCAAUGGGCAACCAUGUGGAUCAUGAUGAGAAGAGAGAAAAGAGAUAGAAGACACUUCAAAAGAAUGAGGUUCCCUCCAUUCGAUGACGAAGAGCCUCCCCUUGAUUAUGGUGAUAAUAUCCUCAAUGCCGAACCCCUUGAGUCUAUUCAAAUGGACCUUGAUGAAGAUGAAGACGAUGAAGUCUAUGAUUGGUUCUAUGAUCACCAGCCUCUCAAAUUUACUAAGAUGGUUAAUGGUCCAAGUUACAAGAGAUGGAGACUGAAUUGAUCAACAAUGGGAAAUCUAUAUAGAUUAGCCAACCAACUCCUGAGUGACCUUCAGGAUAAAAAUUACUAUCAUUUGUUCGAAAUGAAUUCCUUCUGUACUGCAAAAGCUUUAAACAUGGCAAUCCCAGGAGGGCCAAAAUUUGAGCCUCUCUACAGAGACGUAAUCCAAGAUGAUGAUGAAGAUUGGAAUGAAUUCAAUGAUAUCAGAAAGAUUAUUAUCAGGCAUCAUAUUAGGACUGAAUACAAAAUUGCAUUCCCUUAUCUCUACAACAGUAGACCAAGGAAGGUUGAAAUGGCAGUAUACCACUAUCCAACCGUUUGCUUCAUCAAAAAUGAUGACCCAGAUGCUCCAGCUUACUACUUUGAUGAGGUUAUCAACCCUAUAAGUGCUUACAGGCAAGAUGGAAUGAAGAAUCUUAGUGAAGUGCACAUUAAUUCUGAAGAAUUUGAUGAGUUCGAGCUCCCAGAAGAAUCAGCAGCUCCACUCCUCAGUGACAAUGACUUGCAAACUGAAAACACUGUCAAUGGAAUCAACCUGUAUUGGGCACCUCACCCUUUCAACAAGAGGUCAGGAAGGACUAGGAGAAACUAUGAUAUCCCACUGGUCAAUGCUUGGUUCAAAGAGAGAUGCCCUCAGAAAAACCCUGUUAAAGUAAGAGUUAGCUACCAGAAACUUUUGAAAUGCUGGGUUCUGAACAAACUUCAUCACAGAUCUCCAAAAGCAAUGAAGAAGAGAUCCCUCUUCAAAGCAUUUGCUGGUACAAAGUUCUUCCAGAUGACAGAGCUUGACUGGGUAGAAGCUGGUCUACAAGUUUGUAGACAGGGUUACAACAUGUUCAACCUAUUGAUCCACAGAAAGAACCUGAAUUAUCUUCAUUUAGACUUCAAUUUCAACUUAAAGCCAGUGAAGACACUUACUACAAAGGAAAGAAAGAAGUCUCGAUUCGGAAAUGCCUUCCAUCUCUGUAGAGAGAUUAUGAGGCUAACCAAGAUGGUUGUAGAUGCUCAUGUCAAGUACAGAAUGGGAUAUAUAGAAGCAUUCCAGCUUGCUGACGGUCUUCAAUACAUAUUCACUCAUGUUGGCCAUCUCACUGGUAUGUACAGGUACAAGUACAGACUCAUGAGGCAAGUCAGAAUGUGCAAAGAUAUCAAGCAUGUUGUCAAUUACAGGUUCAAUACUGGACCAGUCGGAGAAGGACCAGGAGUUGGAUUCUGGGCUCCCAGCUGGAGAGUAUGGCUCUUCUUCCUCAGAGGUAUCACACCCUUGCUUGAAAGGUGGCUUGGAAAUUUACUCGCAAGACAAUUUGAAGGAAGACAUUCCAAAGGAAUCGCCAAAACUAUUACGAAACAAAGAGUAGAAUCACAGUUCGAUUUGGAACUGAGAGCUGCUGUUAUGGCUGAUAUUCACGAUAUGAUGCCUGAUGGUAUUAAAGCUAACAAGACCAAGACAAUCAUGCAACAUCUUUCCGAAGCAUGGAGAUGCUGGAAGGCUAAUAUCCCAUGGAAAGUUCCAGGACUGCCAGCUCCAGUUGAAAAUAUGAUUAUUAGAUACAUCAAGGCCAAAGCUGAUUGGUGGACCAAUGCUGCUUACUUCAACAGAGAAAGAAUUAAGAGAGGAGCUACAGUAGAUAAAACUGUGUGUAAAAAGAACCUUGGAAGACUUACUAGACUGUAUCUUAAAUCUGAACAAGAAAGACAGCAUGAUUACUUGAAAGAUGGACCUUAUGUCAGUCCAGAAGAAGCAGUUGCUCUCUAUACAACAACUGUGCAUUGGCUUGAGAGUAGGAAAUAUAUUCAUAUUCCAUUCCCUCCAUUGAACUACAAAAAUGAUACAAAAUUGUUUGUUUUAUGUCUGGAAAGACUAAAGGAAGCAUACUCUGUAAAAGCAAGGCUGAACUCUUCACAAAGAGAAGAGCUUGGUUUGAUAGAGCAAGCUUACGAUAAUCCUCAUGAAGCUCUUUCAAGAGUGAAGAGACAUUUAUUGACACAUAGAGCCUUCAAGGAAGUUGCGAUAGAGUUCAUGGAUCAUUAUUCUCAUCUUACUCCUGUAUAUGAUAUCGAGCCUUUGGAAAAGAUCACAGAUGCUUACCUAGAUCAAUACCUUUGGUAUGAAGCAGAUAAACGUAACUUGUUCCCUAACUGGAUCAAGCCAGCUGAUCAUGAGCCUCCUCCACUGCUUGUCUAUAAAUGGUGUCAAGGAAUCAACAAUCUUACUGAUAUUUGGGAAACAAAGGACAAUCAAUGAGUCGUCCUUCUAGAAUCAAAAUUUGAAAAAGUUUAUGAGAAAAUAGACUUGACCUUGCUUAACAGACUUCUUAGACUCAUUGUAGAUCACAACAUUGCUGACUACAUCACCACUAAGAACAAUGUAGUGGUUGGUUUCAAGGACAUGAGUCAUACUAAUAGUUAUGGAUUGAUCAGAGGACUUCAAUUCUCAUCAUUUGUGUUCCAAUACUAUGCAUUGAUCCUAGAUUUGUUGGUUCUUGGACUCCAGCGUGCAUCUGAGCUAGCUGGACCUCCUAACUCACCUAAUAAUUUCCUGAGCUUCAAGACAGAGGAGAUAGAGACCCACCAUCCUAUCAGACUUUACUGUAGAUAUAUUGACAGGAUUUUCAUGAUCUUCAGAUUCACAGAGGAAGAAGCUAGAGAUCUGAUCCAAAGAUACCUCACAGAAAAUCCUGACCCCAACAAUGAGAAUGUUGUGGGCUACAACAACAAGAAAUGCUGGCCUCGUGAUUGCCGAAUGAGACUCAUGAAACAUGACGUCAAUCUUGGGAGAGCUGUAUUUUGGGAAACCAAAAAUAGGCUUCCAAGGUCUCUCACUACAAUUGAGUGGAAAGAAAGCUUUAUAUCUGUCUAUUCCAAAGAUAAUCCAAAUCUUCUAUUUAACAUGUGCGGUUUUGAUGUCAGAAUUCUUCCAAAGUACAGAGCUGGAGAAGGCCAGUUCUCCCAAAAAGACGGAGUCUGGAAGUUACAGAACCAGUCAACCAAAGAAAUCACUGCUCAGGCUUUUCUCAGAGUUGACGAUGAGGGCUUCAAACGGUUUGAGAACAGAGUCAGACAGAUCUUGAUGGCUUCUGGAUCAACUACUUUUACCAAGAUUGCUAACAAAUGGAACACCACACUUAUCGGCUUAAUGACUUAUUACAGAGAAGCUGCUGUUCACACUGAAGAGCUACUUGACCUCCUUGUAAAAUGUGAGAACAAGAUCCAAACAAGAAUUAAAAUUGGUUUGAACUCAAAGAUGCCUUCAAGAUUCCCUCCUGUGGUAUUCUACACUCCAAAAGAACUGGGAGGACUUGGAAUGCUCUCAAUGGGUCACAUCUUAAUUCCACAGGCUGAUCUAAAAUAUACCAAACAAACUGACACAGGAAUCUCCCAUUUCAGAGUUGGAAUGUCUCAUGAAGAGGACCAACUGAUUCCAAAUCUUUACAGGUACAUUCAGAGUUGGGAGUCUGAAUUCAUUGAUUCCCAAAGAGUCUGGACUGAGUACAAACUUAAGAGACAAGAAGCCCAGGUGCAGAACAGGAGGCUUACCCUCAGAGACCUUGAUGAUUCUUGGGACAGAGGAAUUCCUAGAAUCAAUACUCUCUUCCAGAAAGAUAGGCUGACUCUAGCAUAUGACAAGGGAUGGAGAGUCAGACAGGAUUUCAAACAGUACCAGAUGCUUAAGCAAAAUCCUUUCUGGUGGACUCACCAGAAACAUGACGGAAAGUUGUGGAAUUUGAAUAACUACAGAACAGAUAUGAUCCAAGCUCUUGGAGGAGUUGAAGGUAUCCUAGAGCACACCUUGUUUAAAGGAACUUACUUCAUCAGAUGGGAAGGACUUUUCUGGGAAAAAGCAUCAGGAUUUGAGCAAAGUAUGAAGUAUAAGAAACUUACUCAUGCACAGAGAUCUGGUCUUAAUCAGAUUCCAAACAGAAGAUUUACCCUAUGGUGGAGUCCAACAAUCAAUAGAAUGAAUGUAUACGUUGGUUUCCAAGUGCAAUUAGAUCUGACUGGUAUUUUCAUGCAUGGUAAAAUUCCAACUUUGAAGAUCUCCUUGAUCCAAAUUUUCAGAGCACAUCUUUGGCAGAAAAUCCAUGAAAACAUUGUCAUGGAUCUGUGUCAGGUACUGGACCAAGAGUCAGAUCACUUAGAGAUCCAAAACACUCAGAAAGAAAGUAUCCACCCAAGGAAGUCUUACAAGAUGAACUCGUCUUGUGCUGAUAUCAUUCUUAUGGCAAACUACAACUGGCAAGUUUCAAACCCUUCACUUCUUCAUCACAGUAAAGAUAUUUAUGACGGAACUACUUCUCCAAAAUUUUGGAUCGAUGUCCAGCUAAAAUGGGGAGAUUAUGACUCUCAUGACAUUGAAAGAUACUCCAGAUCAAGAUUCUUGGACUACACUACAGAUAAUAUGAGUACUUAUCCAUGCCCAACCGGAGUACUGCUUGGAAUUGACCUUGCUUAUAACCUUCAUUCUGGAUAUGGUAAUUGGUUCCCAAAAUCAAAGCCACUUUUCCAGCAAGCAAUGAACAAGAUUAUGAAAUACAACCCUGCACUCUAUGUCCUCAGAGAAAGGAUUAGGAAAGGUUUGCAAUUGUAUUCCAGUGAGCCUACUGAGCCAUACCUUAACUCUCAGAAUUUCGGAGAGCUUUUCAGUAACCAAAUUAUGUGGUUUGUUGACGAUACACAUGUGUAUAGAGUCACCUUGCACAAGACUCUGGAAGGAAACCUGACCACAAAGCCAAUCAAUGGAGCUAUUUUCAUCUUUAAUCCAAGAACUGGACAGCUUUUCCUCAAGAUCAUCCAUACUUCAGUCUGGUCAGGUCAGAAACGUCUCGGACAGCUUGCUAAAUGGAAGACUGCAGAAGAGGUAGCAGCCCUGAUCAGAUGCCUCCCAGCAGAGGAACAACCCAAGCAAAUUAUUGUCACUAGAAAAGGUAUGCUUGAUCCUCUCGAAGUGCAUCUGCUUGAUUUCCCAAAUAUUGUGAUCAAAGGAUCUGAAUUACAGCUGCCAUUCCAAGCUUGCUUCAAGAUCUCCAAAUUUGAAGACAGAAUUCUCAAAGCUACAGAGCCACAAAUGCUGCUUUUCAACUUAUAUGAUGACUGGUCAAAAUCAAUUAGUCCUUACACUUGCUUCUCAAGAUUGAUUUUGAUAUUGAGAGCUUUACAUGUCAACAAUGACAGAACAAAGAUCAUCUUGAGACCAGACAAAAACGUGAAGACUCAGCCUCAUCACAUCUGGCCUACCCUCUCUGAUGAGGAAUGGGUUAAGGUCGAAGUUGAGCUCAGAAAUUUGAUCCUCGCAGAUUUUGCCAAAAAGAACAGUAUCAAUGUUGCAUCGUUGACACAAUCAGAAGUCAAGGAUAUCAUCCUUGGUAUGGAAAUCGCUCCUCCAACCGUUGGAGAGACUGAAGCUGAGAAUAUCGAUCAAGCAAAGAGAGAAGGAGCUGAAGUCACAGCAACUACAGUUACUACUACCAACAUCCAUGGUCAGAAAAUGGUGACCUUGGUCAGUACGCCAUAUGAACAAGAGAAGUUCUCAUCCAAAAAUGACUGGAGACUAAGAGCCAUAAACGCAUCAAACUUACAUCUGAGAACAAAUCAUUUGUACACAAAUAUUGAAGGAAUCUCAGACACUGCAUUCACAUAUGUUAUUCCCAAGAAUGUGCUCAAGAAAUUCAUUGAGAUUUCUGACCUCAGAAUCCAGAUCUGUGGAAUGAUGUACGGAGUCACACCAAAGGAAAAUAAUAUGGUCAAAGAGGUCAGAUGAAUUGUGAUGAUUCCUCAACUCGGAACUCACCAAUCCUAUAAAAUUCCAAAACAAUUCCCAGAAGAUGAGAACUUAUCUGACCUUGAGCCCCUUGGUCUCAUACAUACACAGGCUGCUGAAGGAAAUGAGAUGACUCCAUUUGAUGCGAUCAUGCAGGCAAGGAUCAUCCAGAAUGGACCUAACUUUGAUGCAGAAGCCACUAUCUGAAUCACCUGUAGUUUCAUCACAGGGUCAUGCAACCUCACUGCUUACAGACUUACAUCGGAAGGACUUGAGUGGGGUAAAGAGAACCAAGAAGCAGAAAAUGAAGUCAAAGGAUGGCAAGAUUCUAUGUAUGAAAAAGUUACCAUGAUCCUCUCAGACAAGUUCCUCGGCUUCUUCAUGGUUCCAGAAGGAGGUGUCUGGAACUACAAUUUCAUGGGAAUCAACUUUAACGAGAACAUUAAUUACAGCUUGGUAAUUGAUCAUCCAAAUGACUAUUAUCAUGAGGCUCAUAGGCCAUCUCAUUUCAUUGACUUUGCCCUCCAAGACGAGGAGGAUGAGACUGAAGCACCAGAUAGAGAAGACUUAUUUACCUAAUU